Molecule: messenger RNA, 676 nt
Organism: Fomitopsis serialis
Lineage: Eukaryota; Fungi; Basidiomycota; Agaricomycetes; Polyporales; Fomitopsidaceae
Exons: 7
Source: RefSeq, a predicted model, not a curated record
UUCGCUGCAGCCCUAGCCUCAUUGGCAUCCUUCAGUUCGUUGAGAAACUGCUCUUCCGACAUACGGACUAGCGGCCCGUAUUCUUUCAAAUAUCAUCGAAGGCCUAGCUGUGGCAGUGUGCCACACGAACAUCAUCGUGUGUCCUCAGCCUCACGGUCCAUGUCGGAAGCACCUGCUUAUGCCGUUCUCUCAGUACAAACGCGCGAGCUAUUAUUCAUCGAGAUGUGGAUCGGUCAAAUGCUAUGCGAAGCCUUCAAUUGGGUGAUCAAACAUUAUCGAGGAGAUCGCGAGCUCGGCGAAGGGUUCGGCUUUCCGUCAUCGCAUAGUCAAUGGAUGGGCUACUUUGCGACCUUUCUCAUCUGCCACUUGACAUUCGCCACCAAUUCAUACCCACAGGCUGGCGUGGCUUGUCCUUGUGGUCUUGUGGCGUGGGCGAUAGCGGUGGCCUAUCACGGCAUCCUUUUUGGCAUGUGGUACUACACGGUGGUCGAGAUCCUGCCUGCUGUGUGGCCAACGUCGCUCUAUGGCCGCGCACGAAUAGCCGCACUGGGGAACCCAGUCAGCACAUGGUUUAGGAUCCGGGACGGCUGGGCGUGGCUGCGUUGGAGGGCUGAAUGGGAAAGGUCUAGAUUAAAUGAUGUUGGCAGUUCUCCAAGAAGGAAUAGUGCAGUCAUAG